Messenger RNA from Mucor mucedo, 1744 nucleotides. RefSeq lists its product as uncharacterized. The record is from RefSeq and is a predicted model, not a curated record. The coding region runs from base 275 to 1636 and encodes 453 amino acids. Lineage: Eukaryota; Fungi; Mucoromycota; Mucoromycetes; Mucorales; Mucoraceae. The transcript is spliced from 6 exons.
GCUUUCAUGUGUCUUUGAAUAGCCUCUAUUUUUUUUAUUUUUCAUUCAAGCAUGAACAAUGUUCUUCAUUGAUGGAGUGUGUGCUUUUUCUUUUUUAGCAGCAGUAGCACACAGUCAAUGAAAGCACGUGAAGGAUAUCAUCACCCUGGGGCAAAUGAACGUCACAAGUCCCCAACAAGGGCUUAUUACAGUCUGAAUGGAUCAAACAAUCUUUUUUUUUCCCAUCCUUCCUUUUCUUUGUUAUUAAAUUUUCUUUACACGUCCCGUGCAAAAGAUGAAGUUCGACUUGAAUGAAAGACUUCAAAGAACCGAAUCUUAUCAAAGAUUGGUAGAAAAGUUAAAAAGAAAUCCUUCUGAACGUGUCGACACCAAAGAUUGGCCAAGGCCAAAUACGCCAAAGGAGGUGAUACAACAUGCAAUUAAAGGCGCCGUUAGAGCAUUUGUUUUAGCUUUCGGUGUACGAGGUUCUGUCAAUUUUUGUUUAUACUUGAUCAGAGUAGUGCGGGGAAAAGCACCAUUAGCGAAUAUAUUGGAUGCUUCUUUCAAAAAUAUCGACGCUCUCAGAUUUGGUGCCAUGUUCAGUUCAUUUGCAUUACUAUGGAAAUCUGUCAACAACGGUAUGCGCUUAUAUCGCGGCAAAGACGAUCGAUUAAACGGGUUAGUCGGUGGUGCCGUUGCCGGCUUGAGUAUUUUAUUCGAAAAAAAGGAAAGACGUAUUGAUAUUGCACAGCAAAUGUUGGUGAGAGCUUUGCAGGCCAUUUAUAACGCCGGAAAGGCUCGAGACAUUUUCUAUUUUAAACAUGGCGAUGCCUUAUUAUUCGCGUUGACCUGUGGUCAAGUUUUGUACGCUUAUACAAUGAGACCAGACACCUUACCACCCGAUUUUUAUGCAUUUAUGUUAAAGGCUGCAAGAUGUCCAAAGGGUGCAUUGGAACUCAAUGCGUUGAACGUCAGAGGUGCACCCAUUAAAGCAGCAGAUGCCAUUUCCGUUGUCAAAAAACUGCGUCCUACUCAGCAUGCAUUAGACUUUGUCCAUCAAUUGCCAAGUGAAUCAGAUAUAGUUACUUGUGAAAUACUUCAUCCUUGGGUUGAUGGCUGUUAUGCUACAGUCUUUGAUCGUUUUACCAAUGUUUUCAAGAGCUUCUUGCCAGUUUACGGCACACUUCAUUUUGUACCCAUGUUAUUACUUCGUACACAACAUUUUAAAAAAGAUCCCGUCAACAUGUUGUCUAAAACCACGAUUGCAACCAUGAAAUCCGGCGCCUUUUUAGCUACAUUUGUUACGUUAUAUCAAUACUAUAUUUGUAUGCAUCGUCAGUUGUACAAGAGGGGUCUUGUUGGAAGCUUCAAUUCCAAAUAUAUCUAUUACCUUGCCGGUUUCUUCUGUGCUUACCCCUCUAUUUUCCUUGAAGACAAGAAGAGACGUAGUGAAUUGGCUCUUUACGUUUUACCUAAAGCCCUUACCAGUUUUUAUCAAAUUGCUUAUUCUCAUCAUUGGAUUUUCAAGAUAAAGCAUUUUGAAGUUUUGAUGACAAGUGCUGCUAUGGGUAUCAUCAUGUCAUUUUAUCAAGAAGAAGCCGACGUUCUAUCUUCAUUUGUUCGUAAAAUUAUGUACCAAUUCUUCCAAAAGAAUUAAAUACCCCCCACACCUUUUUUUGUUUUUGUUCUUUAUCGAACUAAUAAAUCCCGACAUUCUUAAUGACACAAGUGACAAAACUGAUGUUGGCUCGUGCGCAUGCUGGGU